Molecule: messenger RNA, 1512 nt
Organism: Plutella xylostella (diamondback moth)
Lineage: Eukaryota; Metazoa; Arthropoda; Insecta; Lepidoptera; Plutellidae
Product: RCC1-like G exchanging factor-like protein
Biological process (GO): positive regulation of mitochondrial translation
Cellular component (GO): mitochondrial inner membrane
Molecular function (GO): guanyl-nucleotide exchange factor activity; rRNA binding
Source: RefSeq, a predicted model, not a curated record
UAAAUAAAACAUAACCUAUAAAUAUUUUUAAAAAACGAUUUUAUUCGUUGUGUAAUAAAUGAUUCUAUUUCAAUUUUAAAUAUGAAUACUAUAAAAAUAAUAUUCAAUCGACCAUGUAUUCGUUUGGGGUUAAGCCGAGCAUAUGCGACUAAGAAAAAGAAAAUACCUGAACCCGACGAAGAGAAAAACUUACCAAUAUUCCAAUACCCGAUAAGUAAGAAGUCGGACAGACGAGUUUAUGUGUGGGGUCUGGCGGAGACCGGGGCCCUUGGGGUGCACCUGCCGCGGGGCACCAGCCGCAAGAAGUACAAGAACAACUUCUCCUACGCGUGGCACCCCAUGAGGUCCAGUUUUGCUGAGAGAUUUGAUGUGACAGAAAUUGCUUGUGGCUACGGUUUUACAGUAGCAUCUAUAAAAACUGAUGAGCAGCACAAAGUGUUUGGCACAGGAAUAAACACAGACUCGCAGAUUGGCUACCAUGCCCCUCGCAUGGGCCAUCCCUUAGAAAUACUAUUGAGCCCGGCUCCUAUUUAUAUACCUUAUAAAUCUUUGGAAACUCAGGUAAUUGGGCUAGAUGCUGGCAGGGCCCACACAUUAGUCCUGACGGACAAUGAAGGAGUGUACACACUUGGCAACAAUGCCUAUGGACAGUGUGGCCGCAAAAUAAACCCAAAUGAAGAACACAGGGGCAGUAUGGUCUCACAUAAUAUAAAAUCACUUGGCAAAGAAAAAAUUACCAGUGUAUGCUGUGGGCAAGAUCAUAGUUUGUUCGUAACAGAAUCAGGGAAGGUGUUCGCCUGCGGCUGGGGCGCCGACGGGCAGACCGGGCUCGGGCACUACGACAACCAGGCUACACCUGCGCAGGUGAAGGGAGACAUCACCAGCGAGAGGGUGGUGAAGGUGGCUUCUACUGGCGACUGUGUGCUGGCUUUGAAUGAGCAUGGUGAGCUAUUCGGCUGGGGCAACUCGGAGUACGGACAGGUGCCGAUGGCGAAGACCCAGCAGCAGGUCAACAUGUCGUAUGCACUGGUCAACUUCACCAAGGGACUUGGCAGGAUUGUGGACAUUGCAUCCGGAGGAUCGUUUUGUAUGAUUGCCAAUGAACACGGAGACGUGUUUGUGUGGGGCUACGGUCUGCUGGGCCUCGGACCGAACGUGCAGCACGCAGACAAACCGAAGCAGAUCCCGCCGGCUCUGUUUGGCCGCAACGAAUUCAACCCCGAGUGUAUGGUGCAGAAGGUUGCUUGUGGCAUCGGACAUUUGGCAGCUAUAACUAACAAUGGUGAUCUCUACAUGUGGGGCAGAAAUAGACAUGGGUGUUUAGGGCUAGGCAACUCCAAAGAUCAAAAUUUCCCAUUGAGAGUAGCUGUGGGAGCUCACGUCUUGAAAGUGGUGUGCAGUGUUGAUCACACGCUAGCUAUGUGUCGGCCAUUUGUGUAGGCAAGAAAUUACGUAAUUUUAAGUAUUAGUGUUAUUGUUUUAUUUGUUAGGAAUUAAAAAAUAUAUAAUUAU